Ciona intestinalis (vase tunicate) is the source of this 2550-nucleotide messenger RNA. RefSeq lists its product as uncharacterized. Gene Ontology annotation, cellular component: membrane. The record is from RefSeq and is a predicted model, not a curated record. Lineage: Eukaryota; Metazoa; Chordata; Ascidiacea; Phlebobranchia; Cionidae.
GGUCGGAACAAAUAUAUCACGACACACGGACGAUUUUUUUACGAUUGUGAGAGAACGCGAAAAAAAAUAAGUUCGCAGCCGUACUUCUCCGGACGACUGGACAAUCGAACUUGUACACUACGAAUAGACGAAUGUUUGUUUCAGGGCGUAUUGAAAGCAAAGAAACGACAAGUAAAUAUGUCGAAGAGAAAACCGAAAUGCUGCUAUUUUCCGGAAAUACCAACUCGCUGGCUUCUGUUCAUUGAAUUUGCUUUUAUGUUUGGAACAACUGUCAUAUACUUCGCUGAUAUCGUCACCGACAUUAUUACUCUCAGGAUGUAUUACAUGCGAGAGUGGUACUAUGCGUUUGGUUUGUCAAUUUGUUUUAUUGUCCUUCCAUCAAUACUAAUGGCUGUACUUGAAUACAACUUUCUAAAGAAAGCAUAUGGCAAAUCUGUUCCAUGGAAAAUGAUAGUGCUUCGAACUGCAUUAAAUAUACCAUUCCAAUUAACCAUUAUCUGGUACCACUGUCAACUGUCGUACAACUACCUUCGAAACUGGUUGGAUCAUAUCAGAGGAGUGGGUAAGAAUGAUAGAAGAACAGCAGCUGAAUGGUAUGAACCAACGACAUUGGAGCGAUCAAGAGGAGCUUCCUUAUCAAGCUUGAAUGAUAUAGAUAAUUACUGCAGAAAUGAUGACAAGAACAUAUCUGAACAAGGAAGCCAUUUAGUUUCCAAUACAAACCUUUCAAGAAGUAUGGGCUCUUUGGCGCCAGUCAGCGUUGAACAGGAAAAACCUGGGAAGUCAAACUGGUGGAAGAGACUUACUCGAGAACAGUGGCUUGCCCAUCUAAACAAACUCAAAUUGUCGGAGAGUAUGCUUGAAUCUCUACCACAGCUGUUAAUUAAUCUGUAUUUGAUCGCUUAUUACCAAGAAACCCAUGUAAUUCAAUACAUAUCUGCUGUGUUGUCAUACAUAUCAUUAUGUGGUGGAGUUGUUCGUUAUGACAAAACAAGAAAAGACAAUGAAGCUGAUCAAUGGAUGGUUGAUCGAACACUUUUACAUUCAAGAGCUUUUAAUACAAGACUGGAAUGGCCUCAACUUUUGUUCAUUACGAUUUAUAAAGGUAGUUUCCUGGCAGCAAGGAUCCUCGCCUUUGUAUUUUUUACUAUCUUCUUUUCAUGGUACAUUUUCAUUCCAAUUGUCAUCCACUGGUGUGUCUUCUUAUGCUACCAUAUCUUUCAAUGGUAUCCGGAUUUUAGCAAGGUAUCUCGGCAAUUACAACAAGCUGAUUAUAAAUAUCGAGCAUACAUCUUUCUUAGCCAUGAUUUCAUGUCUGUAUUCCAUGCAAGUCUGAUGUGUAUAUUUAUACACGUGAGGCCAUACUAUCAUGCAUUCUUGGACCAACCGUACUGCUUUAUGUUUUGGUUCUAUCUUGUGUAUGUUACUGAGAACGUUUUUCUAUUUCUAAUUCCUGGAAUUGUGUUAAAUUUGCAAGAAAAGGAUGAAAGCCUUAAUUUUUAUCAGUAUUAUGUGCUGCUGUCCACGGAAUUGAUUUUAAACAUCAUGGGUUGUAUUUUUUGUUCUACUUACUACCUGGCUGUGCAUAAAAUGCGAACAUACACAGCACAUGCUUACCCUGCUGCUUCUAAAAUUCUGUGUUGUUGCUGUUACGACAAUAAAGAUAUGGUUGAAGAAUGGCUUCCUGUUCGUCCAGAGUGGACAGUAUGCAAACAAGCAGAAACCAGUGAAAUAUUUUUCCUUACAAAAGAACAACUUAAGUCAUUUCAAGAAGUUUAUAACACGGUUGUGAGAAAUGAUCGGAAUAAAGGCCGUGCUGUGGAAUGUUUCAUAGAUGAUCGUUGUAAAAUAUUCUAUGCUCCACGAUCAAAGUUAAGGAAAGUCUCAACAUCUCAAGCACAACCUUUCCUAGUGAAACUGAACUCCGCAUCAAAUUUAUCACGACCUAAACCACAUGUUCCCCAAGUUGAUGUAAUUGUUGAAGAAGAGACACAUUUAAAAGAAUAUAAUGAAACUUCUGUGAUCAUACACAGUGAGGAAAUUGAUGCAGUUCAAACAGAAAUACCACAAAGAGAGUAUGCAGAACCUACAGAAGAGUAUUUAAAAGACAAACCGAAAGCUAAACCGAGAAGCAAAAGUAUGAAAUCAGGUCGUGUGUCUCCUGUAAGACCACCAAGGAAAAAGGAAAGAAGGGAAAAUAAUAUGCCGCAAAAAAUUAAAAAGUCUCAUGUAUUAGUUGCAUGUGACAAGAACACUGAUGUCUGCUUACAUUCUUCAGCUUCAGAAACUCCAGUGUUAAUGAGAAAGGCAUCUGGUGAGAUAUAUGAUGAAGUUGGAGAUGUUGAAGGGUGGCAACAAACUUGGAUUUAAAGAGAUAUUGCUAGUUUUCUAUAAUUCGAACAAUCAAAUGAAAUUUUAGCAUACAUAUAUGCAUUUUAUAUUUUUAUAAGUUUUUAUAAUCAUGUUGCAUAUUUUUACCUAGUUGCCUGCUCACAUUCUAACACGAAUGUAUUUGUAUUUUUGUGCACAAUACAAACGAUUUAUUCAAAA